This is a messenger RNA of Phalacrocorax carbo (great cormorant), 6754 nucleotides long. The record is from RefSeq and is a predicted model, not a curated record. NCBI's taxonomy places the organism in Eukaryota, Metazoa, Chordata, Aves, Suliformes, Phalacrocoracidae.
GGGAAGGCGGCGGGGAGGCGCGGCCGCCAUCUUGUCCGUCGGCGGAGCCAGGCGAGGGGCCCGCAGCGUGGCGCCGCCCGACACCGCGCUGCUCCCGCCGCAGCCGCCGCCGCAGCCAGGACCGCUGGCUCCCGCCCGGGGGCGGCGGCGGACGGGGGAGGGGAAGAGCUCGGUGCGGACGGGGGCCCCCCACGGGCCCGGCGGCGGCGGCCCCUCCUCCCGCCGCUCCUCGCGUCCCUCCCCGCGGGUUUGUGGCGCUGCGCCGGAGGAGGAUGAACGGAGGAUAAAUGGUGCCCAAGGCGGACAGCGGCACCUUCCUCCUCCUCUUCCUCCUGGUGCUGAGCAUCACCGAGCCGCUGCGGCCAGAGCUCCGCUGCAUCCCAGGGCAGUUUGCGUGUCGGAGUGGUACCAUCCAGUGCAUCCCUUCAAAUUGGCAGUGUGAUGGGUGGCCCACCUGCGAGGAUGAGAGUGAUGAAGUUGACUGUCCAGGCUUGACAGGGGACCAGCGAACUUACCAUGGGAAGGAGAAUGUGGACUCCAGGCACAGUCGAGGGAGAGGAGGAGAGACAACCCGCUUUCACACUGUCAAUGUGGCACAGCCUGUCCGAUUUAGCAGUUUCCUAGGAAAGUGCCCAACAGGAUGGCACCACUAUGAGGGCACAGCCAGCUGUUAUAGAGUCUAUUUAAAUGGGGAGAACUACUGGGACGCUGUGCAGACAUGUCAGCGGGUGAAUGGAUCCCUCGCCACCUUCACUGCAGACCAGGAGCUGAGGUUUAUCUUGGCACAGGAGUGGGACUUGGAAGAAAAAACAUUUGUAAGGAAGGACCAGCGUAGGUUCUGGGUUGGCUAUCAGUAUGUCAUCACCAAUCGAAAUCACUCUCUGGAAGGUCACUGGGAAGUAGCUUAUAAAGGCUCUUCAGAAGUAUUUUUACCCCCUGACCCUAUCUUUGGUACGGCUAUGUCUGAAAAUGAAAACGUUCUUUGUGCCCAGCUUCAGUGUUUCCAUUUUCCUACCCUUCGGCACCAUGGUUUACACAGCUGGUAUGCUGAAAACUGCUAUGAGAAAUCUUCAUUCCUCUGCAAAAGGAGCCAGACUUGCGUUGAUAUCAAAGACAACAUUGUUGAUGAAGGCUACUAUUUCACUCCAAAAGGGAAUGAUCCCUGUUUGAGCUGCACGUGUCACAACGGUGAACCUGAAAUGUGUGUGGCUGCUUUGUGUGAACGGCCCCAGGGGUGUCAGCAGUACCGCAAAGACCCUAAGGAAUGCUGCAAAUUUACAUGUUUAGACACAGAUGGCAACAGUUUGUUUGACUCAAUGGCUGGUGGAAUGCGACUGAUCGUUAGCUGCAUUUCCUCCUUCCUCAUCCUCUCUCUGCUGCUUUUCAUGGUCCACCGGCUACGCCAGAGGCGGAGAGAGCGCAUAGAGUCUUUGAUUGGAGCAAAUUUGCACCAUUUUAACUUGGGCCGCAGGAUGCCUGGUUUUGAUUACGGUCCUGAUGGUUUUGGAACUGGCCUUACUCCACUGCAUCUUUCAGAUGAUGGGGAAGGUGGGGCAUUUCAUUUCCAUGAUCCGCCUCCACCCUAUACUGCUUACAAGUAUCCAGAUAUUCAACAUCCAGAUGACCCACCUCCUCCUUAUGAGGCUUCUGUCAACCCAGACAGCAUCCUUUGUUCUACUCCAGAUGGAGUUCUUUCUCAGACUGUGCAAAGCAGUCCUCCGUCACUAGGAAACUGUGAUGUAUCGCCACAGCUUACAGAGGGGUCUCUUCCUCCCUCAGUUGGUCCUUCUCCAGUGGAGCUGGAAGACUCUGCUGACAGCAGCACCUUUCUUGUCCCUCCUGACACGCCGCUAAAUGAAAACACACCGGCAGAAACUCUCACGGGCAGCCGUCACAGCCACUGUUCUGUCAAUACCAUUGUAUAAAGGAGUAAAAAGCUGACUGCCGGUCAGAAAUAGUUUUAGCAACUGUUUGCACAGACAAACACUAAUACGUGGUUUGAACUUCAGAAGGAAUCUCCAAUUUGGUUUUUGAACACUGCUUUUAUGUUCUAGAUUAGGAUUGUGCCUCUCGUUUUUUGGCUGUUGUUAUUCAUUCACUAAUCAGUUUGUCAUGUAAAUAUGGAUUGUAUAACUGCUCUUUUUUUUCCAUUGGCCAUGGAAAAGAGUGCAGAGAAUUUCUUUGACUUCUAAGGAGGUAAAAAGUAUGGGUAGGUUGGAUGGGUUUUUGUUGUUUUGGGGUUUUGGGGUUGGGUUUUUGUUUUGUUUUGGGGUUUUUUGUUUGUUUUUGUUUUCCUAACCGGAGAGGAAACAAAAUCUAUAUCAGAAAAAAAGCUGCUUGAAUUUGGCUGGGUGCCACUGGACCCAGGGAACAGAUGAUGGAGAAGGAGGGUGGGGGCAGUCACCAUUCAAUCAGUUGCUUUCUCUCUUGCUUCAGUGCUACACUUGGAAAAGGCAGAGAAGACAGAACUGCAGGGGAAGGGGCUGGGGGCCUGUUUUACAGAGCGGGAACACUGAGGAGCUAAAACACAUGCCACCAAGUAACACAGCAUAAAACAUUUGCAUGUUUUGAUCUGCCUUGCUGUUUCAGAACACCGUAGGGACUGGAGGGUGAAUGAUCUACACAGUAUGUGACAAGUGGGUACUAAGAAAACUAGGAUUUGCAAUUACAAUUAUUUGUUGUUGGUAGCUGCAAAAUCUCAUAUUGUCAGGUAAACUUCUGGCCCGUAAAGAAAACUGGGUCUGUGUAAUGCUUGUGUCCCUUCGAUAGAAUCCUCAUGCUUGUUAGGUAGUACUUUAGGGAAGAGACAGGGAGCAGUUAACUUUGAUGCAGUCAGACUUCACCGUAUGAAGCCCUUGCUUGUUAUAAUCCCACAGGGAAGACUUGAGGUAUUUUUCUUUGUAGUUAACUCCUUUACAGUGAACAGUUGUACAAGACUGGCAGGAUAAAAGACCAUGCUUCUUGCUUUCCUUAUUGCAUGCUAUAUUCAGCAUGUAAGUGUGUUCCCUCCCCUCCACUUCACUUCUUCAUAGUUCUACAAAUACCAUUUAAAAACAGUGAUCAACACGCACUAUACAUGAUGUUUCAUUCAAAUUGGUCACCCUUUCCUUAUUGGAGUCGAUAAAUUGCCAAAUCUAUUCUAGGGAUUUCCCCCGAGCCCCCCAAACCAUUUAUCCAGGUCCCACAGGUUAUAAUGAGGUUAGCGUACUUAAAUCAACAAAGCCGUUCGCUUCAGUCUGAUACGUCAUCUUAAACUUCCCCCUCAGACUGAACUCUCUAAUUUACAGAUGGCAAAAAGAUUCAUCCUCUCCCCCACUAAACCCAAGUCAAGCACUGUUGGUUUUGAUGAGUGCAAAAUAAUCUCUACAAGUGAUUUUAAAAUUUAAGUUUGGAUUUCAGUGUACAAAUUAACCCUUUCCCCCAACCUCCUCUUGCCUCUGCUUCUCCUUGACUUACUGUAUCAGUCAGCAGACGAGAUGAAUUAUGAGGAAUUUGUAAAGAAUGCCCCUAGUGAGUGUUCUCUUACCUUAUGAAGGGUACGAGCCCAGAGGGACAGGGAGAAAGUACUGCACAGGGGGGUGUACGUGAUCUAUUUUUCUAGUAAUGAUGAGAAAUCAUCCUUGUAUGACAAAUCCUAACCCACUGUUGUGGUUUCCCAAUGCAGCUGACUCUUUCCCCAUUGAAUAUGCUGCUACUUUCUAUUCUGUCUUGCCUGUAGGCUUAUACUGUACGUGGGGAUUGGUCUUGACAAUUCAACUCCUUUUGCACAGAAAACCGUGAGUGUCGUUAUUGAGAUCGUGUCUGGUGUCCUGACACUCAGACACUCGCUAACAAUCUUGAAUCCACGGGAGAGCGUGAAUCACAGCCGUGGGGCGCGCUGCUGGCACGCGGGUGGGAGGCAGCUGGGUUAGGAGGCCUCUGCGCCUGGAGCCUGCCGCCGCCCGCGUCCUGCUCUCUGGUUUGACUGGCUCUAACAGCAGUGGUACAAAACGAGAGGAGCAGUUCCCCACCCUGUGGGGUGCCUUUCCGUCUCCUCCUCUGAGUUCAAGUCCUGGGCUAAUGAAGUGGGUGGAUAGCAGUAGUCAGAACCAUGCAUAAAAAUUAUCGAGCAUUUCUGAAGUGUGAAAAUAAAGCGGGUUUUGUGCAUUUUUGAGCACAUCCAUACGUUUUAUACAUUGUAUGUACUGAUUUUUCUUUAGUUUUAUAGGUACGAAUGCGUGUGCGCGUGUGAGUUUCUGGGUGGGGAGAUUAUAUAUAUACACAUACUGUAGAUGGUAACCUUUGUGCUGUGUCCAGCUAGGUGAAGCUAAGCACUGGGAUGUCAAGUAGGCUCUUAGGGUUAAUACUUCUCUCAAGCUGGCUACACUCUGUUGUAGGACAGGCUGUGAUAGUGUACACUCUUAAGUAGGAUGAAAAGUCUAUGCUACUACAAUCUGUUCCUGAAAAAUAUUUUGUUAGCAGUGCAAAAUAGAAAACUUCCAAUUUCUUUUGAAGCCAGAUGGAAUACUUGUUCUUUGUAGUAUCCUAGCACAAUAACAAAAGGCCUGUUGGCUUGGUUUAGUCUCUGAAGCUGUGUUUUGUGGAUGAGGUGAACGGAUACCUCGCACUUUUAACACUGCGGGAAUCUGUUUGAUUGUUUUACUUUUGGUUCUGUGGUGAAUUUUAUUUGAAAAUAAGCUCUGUUACAACUGGCAACUUCAUGAUGGCUCCUGGUUGUAGCUGUUCCAAAUGGAGGCUUCUUUGUAAAGCCUCGGUGUGAUAUUUUUCCCUAUUGCUUCUGAGCCUUUCCCACUUGUAUAUUGGCAUGGAGGCUGCUAUUUCUUCUUUUCCCCCCCCUGUCCUGCUUCAUCUUAACUGUAAACAAGGGAAUUUUUGCCUUCAACGGAGCAGCUCACAAAGUAGAGCUCAUUUACCUCUCUGUGAGCUGCUAAUUUGGCAAUAAAACUGUCAUUUUAUUUCCCUUUUUAAUGUAGCUUUCUCACGUUGAGUACUUUCUCUUGGAGUAAGAGCCUUUGUAGUAGAUGUCACAACUACUCAGACUUCUGGACCAACUGGGGAAAAGUUUUCUUGACAGCAGUUGACUCCUUAGCAAACCUUCCCUGCGCUUGGCAAGGUGACUGGUGAGCCGUUCGUCCUGAGCACCGAUUACAGAGGGUUGAUGCUUGCCUGGGGAAGACCUGUUUUGAUUGCCAUUAGAUUGAUGACAUCUUUGGGGUUUUGUGCAUUGAUUUCCACCACCCCCCCCCCGCUCACUUCUCUGUAUGAUUUUCUUAACUACAGUGCAUCCUUGACGCCCCUCCGGACCCAGCGGGGGAGAUGGCGUUACCACACCAUUCCCAGCAGCGCACGUGAGCAGCGUGCAUUGCUCUUGGGAUGUCCUUGACCUCAGUCGUGGUAGAGUCGCAGGGCUCGCACCUCCCGUUGUGGCCUCGCACAGGUUCCCCAUCCUUACGACGUACUGUGGUGCCAUAUUGAGGUCUCUGCCGCUCCUUCGAGAACGGCCCUGGAUACUUACUUCUGUCUGUGCUAUCAGUGAUAUCCGUACACAGUCUCACAGCAGCCUCUAAUUUUUCUACUAGGUGAGUUGUAGAGUGUUGUAAUGUUAGAAGCACAGUGGGCUUCGUUCUGUGCUAGAAGAUCAAAACUGUCUUUCAGAUGUAUAAAGAGCUUGUCUGCGUAAUGUUCAGUCUUGACUAGUUUUGAGCCUCAGACUAUUCCUUCCCCAUUCGUGGCAGGACACUGAUCUACAAGAAGAAUGAAGUAGGUGGAAGAUUCUUCCUGAAGGCUUAAUCUUAGAGUCAGUGGGUGUUCUGCCUCCACAGGUGUCACAGGGUGAUGGCCUGUUCAGAUGUCUCUUGAGUUUCACCUGGAAAGAAAAUGUUUUUUGUGACCAGUAAUUACUCUUCUUUUCCCAUCUAAUGUUAAAUGAAUUUGAAGCUGUUCUUAAAGGUGUUUUUAUCUUUCAAGUGUGGGUUUUCAGUGGCAAAGCACUGAGUUCUAAGUUGCCUCACACAACCCAAUAACGUGCGCCUUUUUUUUUUUUCCAGUUGCUGAAACGUCUUUUUUCCUCACUAGCUAAGGAACAUGCAACAUUCAAAAAUGUCUUUUAAAUUUCCCUUGCAAGCUGGGAGCUGGACCCUAAAAUUAAGAGCAGAUUAGUGUAGAGGAGGGAGAUCAAAUUCCAUACAGUUUGCUUCUGACGUCCCCCAGUUCCAAAUGAAGUACCUGUUUCUUUGGAAUAGAUGCUUUCGGUAGUAAAGAUCUGCUUCCCCUAACAACAGCCUGCAUUACCUGCCUGCUACGGUACGACAUAGCUUUAAUUUUCCAGUUUUGUGCACCUUGGACAUUGAGCGGGUUGGAGUGGAUGCCAGCGGAGAUGCUGCACUCGCAGGCUGCGUGCGUGGCCGUGCUGCGCCGUGCCCCGGCGGUCGGGCUGGCGGAUGCCUGGGAGGUUGCGAGAGAGACACACUGCUUUUUACCUUCUGGAAAAUAACAUUAGCCAGCGCUGCAUUUGCAGGCUUCUCCUGUGUAGUUGGUUUGUGACUGGACUUAACUGUGGCAGUGUAUAAAAGAUUUUGAUAUUCUGUGAAAUACCAUGUAGAAUUUAAAUUUGAUACUAUAAUAAUUCAGUCCCUGUGACACUGGUUUUUUGUUUUAACUCUUUCUUUGGGGUUGGCACUAAUCUUUCUUUUUCUCAAGAUGCUGUGAGAAACAUUUCAUCCAAAUGCCAAAUAAAUUGUGUUCUGUAAGAGAA